AUGCGAGACGAAUACAUCGACAUCACUGAGUUCUCCCACCACGAGCUUGAAUGUCUUAGUUCUCACCUCUUCGCUUGGCAUUGGCUCCCUUCUAGUGGGACCACAGGCCACUCCGGCGGCAUCCUUUUAGGGGUAAAGGAUGCCACCUUUGAGGUGGGUGGCAUGGACCGGGGUGAAUUCUUCGUUAGUAUGGAGAUCUUCGAGCGGGCUCUCAACUUCAAAUGGCAGGUCGUGAUUGUUUAUGGACCGGCGGACCAUCGCCGCUCCCCGGCCUUCCUAGAGGAGCUACAUCUGAAGAUCUCCAACUCCCUCCUCCCAGUUGUUGUGGGCGGAGACUUUAACCUCAUCCGAUCCCCGGACGAGAAGAAUAAUGACCGGAUUAACCUCCCCUGGAUACAUUUAUUCAAUGACUGGAUCACGGAACUGGGUCUCCCUUUAGUGGCCCCCUUCACCGAGGACGAGGUUCUCGCGACUAUUAAAGGGAUGAACCCCUCCUCGGCCCCGGGACCGGAUGGUCUGCCCGUAACGUUCUUCAAGAUGUUCCGGCCGACCAUCAAGCCGGAGGUCAUGGCCCUGUUUGAGGAAUUCUCUGUGGAUAUUGAUCCACGGAUUUCAGUGAUCUACAAACACGCUGCUGCACUUGUGGGUACUGAUGGACCAAAGAAGGAGGUUGUCAGUUUGUUAACGGUCACCGAGAAGAAGCUCAAGGUGGUGUCCAUCGUGGGAUUCGGGGGACUGGGGAAAACUACCCUUUCUAAUCAGGUGUAUAAUGAUCUCGAUGGGCAAUUUGACUGUAAGGCAUUUAUUCCCGUCUCUCAAAAACCAGACAUGCCACGUCUUCUCAAUAGCCUAAGAUUAAAGCUUGGGAUAAAUGAUUCCUCUGGUAUUUGUGAGGUCCAAGACAUCAUCGAUCAACUUAGAGAACACCUUGCAAACAAGAGGUAUUCUAUUAUAGUCGAUGACUUGUGGGAUGAAGAAGCAUGGGACAUUAUAAGAUGUGCCUUUCCAGAAAAUGGUAAUGGGAGUAGAGUAAUAGUAACCACACGAGUGGAAGCCGUUGCAAUCUCAGCAUGUUCUUAUCACUAUGAGCACAUCUACAAAAUGAAGCCCCUCAGCUCUGAAGAUUCAAGAAAGUUAUUCAUGGGCAGAGUAUUUGGGUCUGAGAACAAAUGUCCAUCUAAUUUUGAGGAAGUUUCAAAUGAAAUUCUAAAGAAGUGUGGCGGAUUGCCACUUGCAAUCAUUACUAUAGCUAGCCUAUUGGCUUCCCGUCGAGAGAGAUCAAGGAAUGAUUGGGAGAACAUACAGAAUUCUCUAGGUGCCCAGUUUGCCAUAAACCCCACUCUGAAAGGGAUGAGGAAUAUAUUAAACCUCAGCUAUAUGAAUCUUCCUCUUCAUCUCCGCACUUGUUUUCUUUACCUUGGUAUGUAUCCAGAGGACUAUGAGAUUAUGAGGGAUGAUCUAGUACGAAAAUGGAUAGCCGAAGGCUUUGUCAGUAAUUCACAUGGAAAAAAUUUGGAGGAUGUUGGGAUAAGUUAUUUCAACGAGCUAGUCAAUAGAAGCCUGAUUCAGCCUGUAAUUGACAGAUUAGGGCGGGUGUGUUACAAAGUACACGAUAUGAUGCUGGAUUUGAUAUUAAGCAAGUGUGCAGAAGACAAUUUUAAUAGUGUGGCAUAUACUCCCUCCGUUCCUAAAUAUACUUCUGAAGAGAUGACAAGACCGACUAACUGCACAUACAUGAUCCGUCGAUUAUCGCUGAUCUCAGCUAUUGAUAGAACAAGUGAGACAUUAUCAUGGACAGUUUCGGAUAGCACAUCACAACUUCGGUCAUUGGUGUGGUUUGGAGAUUGCCGGUCCAUAUCUCGUCUCAUUCAGUUGAAGUAUAUCCGUGUGUUAUCCUUUGAAAAUUCAUAUUUACCUUGGGGUUCACAUCUGGACCUCACUGCUAUCAGCCAAUUAUUUCAACUGAGGUAUUUGAAGGUUUCAUAUGAUUGCUAUGCAAAGCUUCCCACUGAAAUUCAGGGGCUUGUGCAUUUGGAUACGUUGGAUGUAGGAUAUGGAAGCAUCCCGUCAGACAUAGAGCACUUGCCCCGCUUGUCUAAUCUGACAAUGGGUUUGAAUGGGAAGAUAGGGCUACCUGAAAGGAUCGGGAUCAUGGAAUCACUUCGCACACUCCAUGGUUUCCAACUGCAGAGCAGUUCGCUGGAGGCUAUUGAGGGCCUUGGUAAGCUGACUAAUCUGAGGAGUCUGAAGCUUUCUAACUUUGAUGGUGAUGAUUCCAAUCUGCUAGAGAAGGCGAAGUUUGAUGCUUGGGUCUCUUCUAUUUGUAAGCUACGAAACCUCAAAUAUCUCCGGAUGAUAGGCUAUCAUGAUGAUAAGGACGACAUUUUAGGCUCAGUUUCAGAUCCUCCUGCCCUUAUCGAGGAAAUGUACCUUGGUAGCUGGAAGAUGUUGGGAGUUCCUAAAUGGAUCGGUGAUCUCCAUUGCCUGCAUAGCCUGGAAUUAUCUGUUUGGGAGACCAGAAAUGAUGCGAUUACUAUUCUUGGAGGACUGCCAUCCCUCGUCUCCCUCGAUCUUACAGUUGUGACAUGCCCUAAAGAAGGGGCUGUAAUCGUCAGCAAGGGAUUAUUCCCAGUUCUGGAGCACCUUAGAUUCUACUCUAAAGAAGAUGUUACAGCAUAUCUGGGGUUCGAGGCAGGAGCUAUGCCCAAGCUACAGAAGCUCAUUCUGCAACAUAAUGAGCGGUCGUGGGGUGGAGCUGCACCAGUUGGCAUGGAGCACCUCUUAGCCCUCCAGCAAAUCAGUUUAUUUGUAUUUGGCAACGAGAAGGAAUCUCGUGAACAAGUGAAGCUCAAGGUCCAGUCUGCGUUGAGGAACGCCGUGCAACUGCACCCAAGGCGUCAUUCCUUGGAUAUUAACUGUGGCUGCUACUGAGUGAAGCAUCAACUGUUUGAGAAAUGGCCGGCAAAACGGUUAGUUUGUUACUACUAGCUAUAGAGGGUGUUUGUUUCCAGGGACUUAUUGGUUUAGGGACUUAAAAAAGUCCCUAUAAGUCCCAUCUAAACCAAACAGGAGGGACUUAUAGGGACUUAAAGUGGGCAUUUGGGACUUAUGAAAUAAGACUCUCAAGAAGAGUCUUAUAGGGACUUAUAGUUGUAAUAUGGUAUUUUAGUCUAUGUUAAGUCCCAGGAACCAAACAGGUAGGGACUUUUUAGGGACUUGGGACUUAUAAGUUGGGACUAAAAAAAGAC
Molecule: messenger RNA, 3248 nt
Organism: Aegilops tauschii subsp. strangulata
Lineage: Eukaryota; Viridiplantae; Streptophyta; Magnoliopsida; Poales; Poaceae
Source: RefSeq, a predicted model, not a curated record